This is a messenger RNA of Carica papaya (papaya), 1868 nucleotides long. Its product is annotated as Pentatricopeptide repeat (PPR) superfamily protein. Gene Ontology annotation, molecular function: protein binding. The record is from RefSeq and is a predicted model, not a curated record. NCBI's taxonomy places the organism in Eukaryota, Viridiplantae, Streptophyta, Magnoliopsida, Brassicales, Caricaceae.
GUCAACGCCGUGCUUACGGCUCAAAUCCGGCAGUCGAAAUACUCCGAUCUCCUCUCACUCCAUCGGUUCAUUACUCUAGCAGGUAUAGCUCCCAAUGUCAUUACCCACAAUCUGAUUUUCCAAACGUAUCUUGAUUGUAGGAAACCCGAUACUGCUCUUGAACACUAUAAGCAGCUGAUAAAUGAUGCACCUUUUAACCCUUCCCCCACCACUUAUAGGAUUUUGAUAAAAGGGUUGGUCGAUAAUGGGAAGUUGGACAAGGCUAUGGAGUUAAAGGAGGAGAUGACGGUUAAGGGUUUUGCACCAGACCCAGUUGUCUAUAGUUAUUUGAUGUUGGGUCUUGCGAGGAAUUCGGACCCUGAUGGCAUUUUUAAGCUGUAUGAGGAAUUGAAGGAUAAGUUGAAUGGGGUUGUGGAAGAUGGGGUUGUCUAUGGAAGCUUGAUGAAGGGGUAUUUCAUGAGAGGGAUGGAGAAGGAGGCAAUGGAGUGUUACGAAGAGGCUGUGGGGGAGAAUUCGAGGAUCAAGAUGAGUGCUGUUGCGUAUAACUCAGUGCUGGAUGCACUGAGUAAGAAUGGGAAGUUUGAUGAGGCUUUGAGUUUGUUUGAUACGAUGAUAAAGGAGCAUAACCCUCCUAGGCGGCUGACGGUGAACUUGGGAAGCUUCAAUGUGAUGGCUGAUGGAUAUUGUGCUGAGGGCAGGUUUAAGGAUGCUAUUGAGGUUUUCAGGAAGAUGGGUGAUUACAGGUGCAGCCCUGAUACAAUGUCUUACAACAAUUUGAUUGAUCAGCUCUGCAAGAACGGAAUGCUGGCUGAAGCUGAGGAACUAUAUAGAGAAAUGGGAGAGAAGGGGGUGAAUCCAGAUGAGUAUACCGGUGGCAUGUUGAUGGAUACUUGUUUCAAAGAGGGAAGACCAGAUGAUGGAGCAGAAUAUUUUAAAAAGAUGGUUGAUUCAGGGCUGAGGCCUAAUUUGGCUGUUUAUAAUAGAUUAGUUGAUCAGUUGGUUAAAUUGGGGAAGAUUGAUGAGGCAAAAUCAUUUUUUGAUCUGAUGAUGCCGAAGCUAAAGAUGGACGAUGAUAGUUACAAGUUCAUCAUAAAGACAUUGAGUGAAGCAGGGAGACUAGACGACGUGCUUAAAAUAGCUGAUGGAAUGUUGGAUGAUGAAAGCAUUGAGUUUAGCGAGGAGCUGCAGGAAUUUGUCAAAGUGGAAUUAAGAAAGGAUGGAAGAGAAGAAGAGUUAACAAAGCUAAUGGAGGAGAAGGAAAGACUAAAGGCUGAGGCUAAAGCCAGAGAAGCUGAGGCAGCAGAAGCUGCCAAGAGGAGUGCUAGGGCUGCUGUCGCUUCAUUGCUUCCUUCUAAAUUGUUUGGGAACAAAGAAUCGGAGACUGAGACUGCAGACCCAUCUGGAAAUGCUGUCGAAAUGGCUGAAACUGAGAAGCAGGAGGGCGUGGAGGAAGCUGUCAAUGUGCAAAAAACAGAAGCUACAAACAAUGAUGGAGCUGAGCAGGUAACAGCUUAAAUGUUUUGAUUGAGGAAAAAGGGGGGGGAGGGGGGGGGAAUGCCCUAUUGCAAUCUCAUCCUCUAAUCAGCAAUUAAUUUAUAUGUAAUCAGCAAUCAAUUUACGUGAUCAUGCUUCUAUUACUUCAUUUAUCAUCUCUGGAAAUCAAACUCGAUUUUGGUUUGAAGUCAUUGGAAAUUGGAUGUUUCUACUCUUUGAGUAAUUAUCUGUAUUUCCAAUUGUAAAAGAAACCUGAUGAUGGUUGGAUUUCUAGGCACACAGAGAUAUUUCAAACUGGUAUAGGUUUUGGUUUUGAACAAUUUUGAGUUUCCUCAACAGAUUCAAUUAAGAUCUAUUUCCAGUUUCAGACUUCA